CAUCGAAAGAUAAAGAUUGCAAUUGAACUCUGUAUUUCCCAAAAAUUAGUUGUUUUGAGUUCGUGCUUGUCUAUUUAUUAUCAAAGCCUUCCGAAUAAAUACCAGACGUGAGCAUUAACAAUAUUACUUGGUCUAUUUCCAAUACGAGUUGUGCAUUGACAAUUGAAAGCCAUGAAACCCGAUCAUCUGAACAACUUAUCGCAAGAGUCUCGGUCUUGUCAAGACUCUAACUCUGAGAACAAUUCACACAACAGUGAUUCAGAAAAGGAGUCUGGUGCUGUUCAGGAACUACGGAAGACUAGAAAAGGCAAUGAAAAGAAAGUCAUUGAUCUGGAGCGCAAGUUGGCGGAGGUUGAAAUCAAUUUAAAAGCCCAAAAGGAAAAGAACAGUUUGCUUGAAAUGAAUAUAAAGGAUAAGGACGAUUUUAUUAAGACCCUGCAAAUGUCAAUCGAUUUACUUAACCAAACAAAAGAGUUAAGCAUACAAAAAAUGCAAACUCAAAUUGUAAAUUUGCAAAAUGCACUCGGUUUAAGCAAGAGUAAGAGCUUAAUUAACGACACCGACUCAAACGAUCAACAUGGAAAAGAAGUUGACGAUUUAAAUGCAGAAUUUAAAAAAUUACAUGAGGAGAACGAUAAACUGGUCAAAUUGGAUGAGAAGGCCCAGAAAUAUGAUAAUAAUCUUAGAGAGAAAGAAGAUCAAAUCGCCCGGCUAGAAUUCCAAAUAGACGAAUCAAAACUCAAAAUUGUGAAAUUGGAAUGUAAACUUAAGGAAAAGGACGAUAAACUUGUUGAAAUGGAAAAAAAUUUGACUAAGUACACCCAAGAUGCAGGAAACACAAGCGAAUCACACGUAUUUCUCAACUUUACCAAGGAUCCUUCAUUUAAAUUGGUAACGCUUCCUGAUUACGAACCCUUUGCAGCAGUUUUUGAGGAUGUUCCUUCUGCCGGUCCCGAUUGGUUAGUCAUCCAACGUCGAAUCGAUGGAAGUUUUGACACGAGCAUAAAAAAUAAUUUUAACAAAGGCUGUGGAGAGUUAUCUGGCGAAUUCUGGAUCGGAGGUGAAAAAUUGCACAAGUUAACAACAAGUCGAAGGCACGAACUGUAUAUUAUCCUGGUCGAUUUUGACGAUGUUACUGCUUUUGCCAGAUAUGAUCACUUUGUUGUUGGAAGCGAGAAAGAAGAUUACAAGCUGUUGUCCCUUGGUGAAUACUCGGGAAAUGCUGGAGAUGCUUUGCGGAGUCAUAUAAAUCAAGCUCCUUUUAACGAAAAAGUAUUUGGAUUUGGAAAUGGAUUUUAUGGAUGGUGGGGUAUAAAUAAUUGUAAUUUGAACGGAAAAUACCUUGGAUCUAAAAUUGUGUUGGAAGACUGGAAUGGAAUUUGGUGGGGCCGUUGGAAUAUGGGAAAGAGAUAUUCUCUUAAAUCGUGUAAAAUGCUGAUCAGGCCAAAACCGUAAUCGGAUCUACAUAGGAAAUUUUGAUUAAUUUCCAAUAUUUAAAUUAAGAUAAACAGUUUAAUAAGUGACAAGAAAAUAAAUGUAUAUUAAA
Molecule: messenger RNA, 1546 nt
Organism: Drosophila rhopaloa
Lineage: Eukaryota; Metazoa; Arthropoda; Insecta; Diptera; Drosophilidae
Product: fibrinogen-like protein 1
Exons: 3
Coding region: 172-1455 (427 amino acids)
Source: RefSeq, a predicted model, not a curated record